AACUCUCAGUUCGUUGUGAAAAAAAAACAGUUGUAAAAUUAUACAAUCGGGCGGGCGUAAAUAAGAGCUGUAGCCAUGUUGACGCGCUUGACCAGCAGCGGCACAACAACAGUGGCACCUGGCUCGCCCAAGGGCCUGCAGCGUUUCCAGAACUAUAUCGCUGCUUUUCUAUGGCCUGGAGUUUCACGACAACAACGCAAAGCGUCCACUCAGCUGGACGCGAUGGAUAGUUUCACCAAUGAGCUGGUCAGCCGUAAGACACAACAGUGGGAGGAUCUACAUGGCACUUUGCUGAAACAGCCUAAUGCUGAGGCAGGUACCACUACCAAAAAUGGCAAUAGCUUUGGUCAGAGUGUGGGCCUCAUGUCCAAGGGCAUGGUGAGUGAUCUAAAGGCAAUGCGUUCGCCUCAGCUGGGCUUGGAUAUACGCUCAUUGUCGCAGCCACAGUUAGACAACCUGCUGUUGGCGACGCUGGAAAUCAAGAACAAAGUGGAUUUUCUAUAUUUGAUACGGCAAUGUGUGCGCUGGCGGCAAUUGCCAUCCAAUGAUGUAUUCAUCUCUUGCCUCAAGUAUUUGAGCACUAUGGGUCGCGUGCAGCAGUUGGAAUCACUGGCGGAAGUUUGUCGACAAGUGGAGCACCCAUUUGCCAGCACAUACUCGGAUUUGGCACCGUUUAAAGCAAUUGCAUUAUGGCACAAUGGUAACUCGGAUGUGGCUUUAAUGACGCUGCACCGUGGAUACAACGUUAGUGUUAAUACUGACGAAGGAAGACGCAUGAUACGUGCCGCAUUUCGCACAAUUAUCGAUGAGACACUGGAACAGAAAAGCGAAGCAGUACUAGUCUCGCUCAUGGAAGUAGCGCGUGCCAUACAUAUCGAGAGUAAUGACAUAUUUGUUUUGGCUUGUGUAUGGAAGCAAUGCUUUGCCAGCGAUUGGUUCUGCGACCAAAAGUCCGCUGGAGAUCUAUUCGAGCACUACAAGGAGUUGCAACAGCUGGUUGAGCGCAGAGCAUCUCCAUUGUGCUCCUCCUUUCUUAGCCAUCACAAUGUGGACGCUGUUCAUCGGCUGAUUGAAGUGUUCCUGCAUCACAAGCAACGCGAGGCCUGCUCCAGUUGUCUGCGCUUGUUGUUCAAUUACCAAUAUUUGCGCAAGGAUCUGCGUGCUUGUGCUGAAAUUGUCAAGUCCUGCAGUGAGCUGGAUAUGCCACUAAAUGAGCUGCAAAACGAACAGUUCCUUAGUCUGUUCCUUGAUCAAACAGAUCCUUUGGAGCCUACCGCUGGAACUGGAAAUAACAACACCUCGCAGUACAAGACCAAAUCGUUCCAGUACAAAUUUUAAGGAAGGUCUUUCGUCUAGUUCCAUGUAGCCGUUGUCUUUAUAGAAAUAGAUUCACAAAAUUCUUAAUCGUUACACUUUAAUCAAACAAAUAAAUGUUGUAAUUAAAACCGUU
Molecule: messenger RNA, 1450 nt
Organism: Drosophila busckii
Lineage: Eukaryota; Metazoa; Arthropoda; Insecta; Diptera; Drosophilidae
Exons: 3
Coding region: 76-1338 (420 amino acids)
Source: RefSeq, a predicted model, not a curated record